UUUGACAGAAUAGGCCUCUUGCAAUCGGAAGAUUAGGGUUCUUUUUAAAGCAGCUUUUGUAUUUGUGAGGACUUACUCCAGUUAGCUAACGGCUUUUGUUCUAAUAGAAAGAAAAAGAAUGGCAGCUAUUCAGCAAAGUGUUUCUACUUCAAUCUCUUCAUCAACUUCUACUUUCUUGGGUCAGAACAAAUUCCGUUUAAGGAGCCAGAAUGUGUCAAUGCCAGGCAAAACCGGUGGUAUUGUCAGAUGUGUUGCAACACCUUCUACGGAAACUUCUUACAAGACAAAGGUCUCUCGCAAUGAGAAUUUAGCUAAACUUCAAGCUGGUUAUCUGUUUCCUGAGAUCGCAAGAAGGAGAUCUGCACACAUGUCGAAACACCCUGAUGCUCAAAUUAUAAGCCUUGGGAUUGGUGACACUACUGAGCCCAUUCCUGAAUUCAUAACUUCUGCCAUGGCAAAGAGAGCACAUGAACUGUCAACAUUAAAGGGUUACAGUGGUUAUGGUGCUGAGCAAGGAGAAAAACAACUCAGAGCCUCCAUUGCUUCUACCUAUUAUGCAAAUGUUGGAAUAGAGGAAGAUGAGAUCUUCGUUUCUGAUGGUGCCAAAAGUGAUAUAUCUCGACUUCAGGUUCUUUUUGGGUCUAAUGUGACUAUGGCUGUGCAAGAUCCAUCAUAUCCGGCUUAUGUGGAUUCAAGUGUUAUUAUGGGCCAAACUGGUCAGUUUCAGAAGGAUGUGGAGAAGUAUGGGAAUAUUGCAUACAUGAGAUGUACUCCAGAAAAUGGGUUCUUUCCUGAUUUAUCCAGCGUUCCUCGGACAGACAUUAUAUUUUUCUGUUCACCUAAUAAUCCAACUGGUUCGGCAGCAUCAAGGGAGCAGCUGACCAAAUUGGUGCAAUUUGCUAAAGACAAUGGCUCAGUCCUUAUUUAUGAUUCUGCAUAUGCUAUGUAUAUAUGUGAUGACAGUCCAAAGUCCAUCUUUGAGAUUCCUGGAGCAAAAGAGGUUGCCAUUGAGGUUUCAUCGUUUUCAAAGUAUGCUGGUUUCACUGGAGUUCGUUUAGGUUGGACUGCAAUUCCCAAAGCACUCCUAUAUUCUGAUGGAUUUCCUGUAGCAAAAGACUUCAAUCGCAUCGUUUGUACAAGCUUCAAUGGUGCAUCCAACAUUGCUCAAGCUGGCGGUAGGGCUUGCCUUUCACCUGAUGGUUUCAAGGCCAUGAUGGACGUGGUUGGGUACUAUAAAGAGAACACAGAAAUCAUAAUGGAGACAUUUAAGUCACUAGGUUACAAGGUGUAUGGAGGUAAAAAUGCACCCUACGUGUGGGUGCACUUCCCUGGACGAAGCUCAUGGGAGGUUUUCAGCGAGAUACUUGAGAAGACUCACGUUGUUACUACUCCAGGGAGUGGUUUUGGACCUGGUGGUGAAGGUUUUGUCAGAGUAAGUGCUUUUGGGCACAGGGAGAACGUCGUAGAAGCUUGCAGAAGAUUCAAGGAAUUGUAUAAGUGAAGUUAAUUCGUUCGCCUGCAUAUCUAUGUAAAAUAUGCAGGCAGCACUUAUUGCCUUUCAGAGGCUUCAUUGAAAUGCUGUUUCUUGAGUGCUUAACAUUUUCAUCCUGUAUGCAAAUUGUUGUUUGGAAGAAUAAAGCGUAUUCCGUGAUU
This is a messenger RNA of Lycium ferocissimum, 1653 nucleotides long. RefSeq names its product LL-diaminopimelate aminotransferase, chloroplastic. Lineage: Eukaryota; Viridiplantae; Streptophyta; Magnoliopsida; Solanales; Solanaceae. The record is from RefSeq and is a predicted model, not a curated record. The transcript has 10 exons. The coding region runs from base 119 to 1501 and encodes 460 amino acids. Gene Ontology annotation, molecular function: L,L-diaminopimelate:2-oxoglutarate transaminase activity; pyridoxal phosphate binding. Gene Ontology annotation, cellular component: chloroplast.